Messenger RNA from Mytilinidion resinicola, 1889 nucleotides. RefSeq lists its product as uncharacterized. The record is from RefSeq and is a predicted model, not a curated record. Bases 1 to 1731 code for a protein of 576 amino acids. Lineage: Eukaryota; Fungi; Ascomycota; Dothideomycetes; Mytilinidiales; Mytilinidiaceae. The transcript is spliced from 8 exons.
AUGAAGGCCCAGAUACUCUUCGGAUACCCAGCCGCCGCCAUCUGUCUCGCCCUUACUGCCUCCGCACAUUCAAGGCCCCUCUCCUCCUUCCUCAAAUCACUUCACAUCCGCGGGAAUCAGUCCCCGCUCACGGAUCCUCCAAACAUCGCCAUGCCUCCCACAAACGACGACAAGUCCUCGCCGGAGAUGUCGGCUGGUAUCAUAAUAUCCGACGUGAUGGGAAAGACUCAGGAUAUCGCCAUCUUCAGCGGCCUUACUCGAGACAUCGACUCCGUAUCCGAGCGGUUGGACGAUGCUUCACAGAAUGCUACCGUUCUCGCGCCCGACAACGGCGCUAUGAGGAGUCUGCCCCGGAAGCCCUGGGAGGACCCGAAAGAGUACAACGCUCUGGGGGAGAAUGCAUACAAAGGCGAAGCGGGCGAGGACCGCGCGCAUCGUAAUAUGCGACGGUUCGUAGAGGCACAUAUUGUACCGGAGAGUCCGUGGACGGAGCACCACAAAGUCCAGACGCUGAAUGGAAACACUAUUUGGUACGAGAGCAAAGGGGGGAAGAAGAUGGUAUGCCUAGUAAUUCAACCCGGUAAUAUCGAAGUUCUUAGUAUUGCUGAUAAAGUUGGCAACGGCGAGGUAUGGAUAUUGAAGAACGUUACCAUCCCCCAGCUUGCAAGAUAUCCAGUGUCUAGUACUCCGCGUUCUACAGACAUCAUCUUCCUAAAUCUUGCAUUUCCUUUUCAGCUCGAGGCAUCCAAGAUUCUCGUGUUGCAAAGCAGCAUUGAUAAGCCGCAUACGGCCAGACCUGACCAAUACCAGCAACCCCAUCCUCUCGACCAUCUAACAGCCAUGACAACUGAUGGACAGGACCUGCUUAUCUGCUACACCUGCGGUACACAGUUCGAUGUGCCGUUGCAGUUCGGCUCGCCUCUAAAAGGCUGUCGUAUUUGUGAGGAUCCGCGACAAUAUGUCCCUCCUGGAGGCCAAGUCUGGACCACUUUGGGGCAGUUGAAGGGGAAGCAUGAGAAUUUCUUUGAGCAGGACCCUACAAAUGAGAAGAUCUCAUUCAUAACUACCGAGCCGAAGUGCGGUAUUGGAGAACGAGCUAUACUCCUUCAGACCCCAAACGGCAACGUCCUCUGGGAUCUCAUCGCCUUCAUCGACCAGAAAACCAUCGACUUCAUCACAUCCAAAGGCGGCCUCUCCGCCAUUGUAAUCUCUCACCCACACUUCUACACCACGCACCUCGAAUGGGCCAGGAUCUUUAAUUGUCCCGUCUACGUCGCAGCCGAAGACUCACAAUGGCUGAACCGCGCCGACCAUCUCAAUGCACGCCGCCUCAUUGAAGGGCCGACUGAAACAAUCGUACCGGAUGUCACGGCCGUUAAAGUAGGGGGGCACUUCGAUGGUAGUAUGGUGCUGCAUUGGGACAAGAAGUUGUUCAUUGCGGAUUCAAUGUAUACGGUGCCGUCUGCGCAAACUCCUUCUCCCCGCCAGUCCGGAACAUCUAGCUACUCUUUCAUGUGGUCUAUCCCCAAUAUGAUCCCGCUACCUCCUUCCAAGAUCCAUGAUAUCUGGAAAGCACUUCAGCCGCUCGAGUUCGAGGCUACCUAUGGUGGUUUCACGGGACAGGAUGUCAGAGGCUCGGAUGUUAAGAAGAGGGUGCUAGAGAGCAUGCAGAUUCAGGUGAAGAGCUCUGGGCACCCUGAGCAUAGUCUGUUGCUAGAGAAGGUAACGUAGGGAUGUUGAGGGGGUUUGGGAACAUGGAAGUGCGUUGUGGGUAGUCUGUUAGAACCUUCAAUCGAUGAGUACGGCAUUUUUGUUCAAAGGGUAGGUAUUAUCUUAUCAGAGUCAUCCCUUACCUUCCCCAGACUCCACACAAAUAAAUCUCUAGCCAG